UGUAACCCAACAACAAAUCCCAGACCAAGGUUCUGUUGCCCUCCUUCCAUAACCCUUCAACCUUUCACAGCCACAAACAAACACCAACCCAAAUGGAACAACAACAAUCUGCACAACACGAAAACCAUGAUUUCAUUUUCCGUUCCAAACUCCCCGACAUUAACAUUCCCUCGCACCUACCUCUCCACACUUACAUCUUCCAAAACAUCUCCCAAUUCAGCCACCGGCCCUGCCUCAUCAACGCCGCUACUGGAGACUGCUUCACCUAUGCCGACGUCCAACUCACCGCUCGCAGAGUCGCCGCCGGCCUCACCAAACUCGGCAUCCAGCACGGCGACGUCAUCCUCCUUCUCCUCCAGAACUGCCCCCAGUUCGUCUUCGCAUUCCUGGGCUCCUCCUUCUGCGGCGCCACCAUCACCACCGCUAACCCCUUCUACACUCCGGCGGAGGUGGCCAAGCAAGCCGCGGCGUCGAACACCAAACUCAUCAUAACGGAGGCGUCGUUCGUGGACAAGGUGAAGGAUUUCGCGAGGGAAAACGACGUCAGAGUGAUGUGCGUUGACGCGGCGCCGGAAGGUUGCCUUCACUUCUCGGAGUUGACGGAGGCAAACGAGAAUGACAUUCCCGGCGUUAAAAUAUCCCCAGACGACGUGGUUGCGCUGCCGUAUUCUUCAGGAACGACGGGGCUUCCGAAGGGAGUGAUGCUAACGCACAAGGGGAUGGUUACGAGCGUGGCGCAACAAGUGGACGGAGAGAACCCUAAUUUAUAUAUACGUAGCGAGGACGUGGUGUUGUGCGUGCUUCCACUUUUCCAUAUUUAUGCGCUCUGUACUGUUUUGCUCUGUUCCCUUCGAGUUGGGGCUGCUGUUUUGAUAAUGCCGAAAUUCGAUAUGGUGAAGUUGCUGGAGCUGGUGGAAAAACACAAAGUGAGUGUGACGCCGUUUGUGCCACCCAUUAUUUUGGCGAUUGCGAAGAGCGAAGAUUUGCAGCGAUACGACCUAUCGUCGAUUCGAAUGAUAAUAUGUGCUGCAGCACCUGUGGGGGAGGAAGUUUCCAAUUCUAUGAGGGUGAAAGUUCCGAGCGCCAUAUUCGGUCAGGGUUACGGGAUGACGGAGGUAUCAUCUAUUUCGUUCUCCUUAGGGUUUGCGAAGGAAGCAGUGGAUGUGAAAGCAGGUUCUAUCGGGAGCGUGGUAAGGAACACGGAGUUGAAGAUCGUUGACCUUCAAACAAGUGCUUCGCUCCCUAGGAAUAAAGCUGGUGAGAUUUGCAUCAGAGGCAACCAGAUCAUGAAAGGUUACCUAAAUAACGAAGAGGCGACAAAAAAUACAAUAGAUACGGAGGGAUGGUUGCAUACGGGUGAUAUUGGGUACAUCGAUGAUGAUGAUGAACUUUUCAUCGUUGAUCGAAUGAAGGAAUUGAUCAAAUACAAAGGAUUUCAAGUGGCUCCAGCGGAGUUGGAAGCCAUUCUAAUUGCACACCCCGAUAUUUCAGAUGCUGCUGUUGUAUCCAUGAAGGAUGAAGUUGCAGGAGAAGUUCCAGUAGCAUUUGUUGUACGAUCAAAAGCUUCUAAUAUAUCUGAGCAAGAAAUCAAGCAAUACAUCUCAAACCAGGUUGUGUUUUAUAAAAGAGUCACUAGGGUUUUCUUUGUGGGCUCCAUUCCAAAGUCUGCCACCGGAAAGAUCUUGCGAAGAGAAAUCAUGGCAAGGCUUUGAGGCCCAACCUUCUCAAAAUGAGGCCCAAUGUCAUGAAUUCAAUUCAUCCGAAUAAGUUGUUCGUUUACUUAAAACUAGUGCUAUA
Molecule: messenger RNA, 1797 nt
Organism: Vigna unguiculata (cowpea)
Lineage: Eukaryota; Viridiplantae; Streptophyta; Magnoliopsida; Fabales; Fabaceae
Product: 4-coumarate--CoA ligase CCL1-like
Molecular function (GO): CoA-ligase activity
Source: RefSeq, a predicted model, not a curated record